Molecule: messenger RNA, 612 nt
Organism: Diceros bicornis minor
Lineage: Eukaryota; Metazoa; Chordata; Mammalia; Perissodactyla; Rhinocerotidae
Gene: MYL7
Product: myosin light chain 7
Exons: 6
Coding region: 83-529 (148 amino acids)
Biological process (GO): cardiac muscle tissue development; heart contraction
Cellular component (GO): cytoplasm; myofibril
Molecular function (GO): calcium ion binding
Source: RefSeq, a predicted model, not a curated record
GUAGGCCAGCAGGAAGGCGGGGACCCGGGGCAAGGCUGCAGCCACCAAGCAGGCCCAGCGUGGCUCUUCCAACGUCUUUUCCAUGUUUGAGCAAGCCCAGAUCCAGGAGUUCAAGGAAGCUUUCAGCUGCAUCGACCAGAACCGUGAUGGCAUCAUCUGCAAGUCAGACCUUCGGGAGACCUACUCCCAGCUCGGGAAGGUGAGUGUCCCAGAAGAGGAGCUGGACGCCAUGCUGCAGGAGGGGAAGGGCCCCAUCAACUUCACCGUCUUCCUCACGCUCUUUGGAGAGAAGCUCAAUGGGACAGACCCUGAGGAAGCCAUCCUGAGCGCCUUCCGCAUGUUUGACCCCAGCGGCAAGGGCGUGGUGAACAAGGAUGAGUUCAAGCAGCUUCUCCUAACCCAGGCAGACAAGUUCUCUCCGGCUGAGGUGGAACAGAUGUUUGCCCUGACACCCAUGGACCUGGCAGGGAACAUCGACUACAAGUCCCUGUGUUACAUCAUCACCCACGGGGACGAGAAGGAGGAGUGAGCAGGAGACGCUGGUGGCCCGGUGGCCGUGACUCAGUGCCAGGCCCUUGGGGCCACCUCAAUAAACAUUGUUUCUGAAUUAGA